ACGGCGACGCCAGCUCCGCUGUGACCCCACGCAAGGACAAGCGUCGGCGUGGCAACACAGCCCCCCCUCCCCGCCGCCGCUGCCGAGGCUUAAUCCCGUCCUUUUUCCUCAUCUCACGCUGGAAGAUGGAGGAAUCCGUCCUCUAUCCCCAUCUCAUGCCGGGAGGUGAUAACUGCCUUCCCCACGGCCCAGCCACCGAGGCAGCGCCGUCCUCUCUUUAGACAGCCCAGCGCUUGGAUGCCUUCAGCCUCCCAGGAUGUCCUGUGGUAACCCUUGCCCCUACAGAAGGACCUGCCUGCUUUAGCCAACUCAUCCUGCCAGUGAUGGCCUUGACGCCCCAGUGAGGACAUAAGAACAAGGAGCAAACCCCCGCAACACCACCACAUCCCCCGGGAGAGCCAUGGAGGCCCCUCUGGAUGUGCCUGUAGGGAACCUCAUUGACUUCGAUGGCGAAACACCCACCGGCAUCCCCACGGAGCCCUCUCCUCCCACAGCCCCUGGUGACAACGGGCACCUGGAGGGCACAGGGGAUGUCGCCGGGGAGGAGAGCGAUGCCACCGAGUCUGCAGACAGCGAGAAUGACAUGGGGGACUCUCCCAGGCACUGGGGGGGCUACCACCGCUCCUCCUCCAACGAGUCCUUCUCCUCCAGCCAGAGCACCGAGUCCUCCCGGGACGAGGUGAUGGCCGAGCGCCGGGAGUUCAUGAGGCACUACGUGGAGAAGAUCUUCAGUGGGGGAGAGGAUUUGGACCAAGAGGAGAAGGCCAGGUUUGGUGAGCUCUGCAGCAGUGAGAAUGGGAAGGGCAGAGAGUGGUUUGCAAGAUACGUGAGUGCCCAGCGCUGCAACUCCAAGUGCGUCUCAGAGCAGACCUUCUACCGCCUGAUGCAGUCCUUCGCCCUCGUGCUGUUUGAGUGUCACCAGAUGGAUGAUUUCAGCCCUGCCAAGAACCUCAUGACCAUGUGCUUCACCUACUACUAUGUGGGCAAGGCCCACUCGCUGCCCUUGGAGGCCAAGGAGAAGCCCACAGGCAGCAUCGACUCGUACCUGAGGUCGGCGAACAGUUGGCUGGCGGAGAAGAAGGACAUCGCCGAGCGGCUGCUGAAGAACACAUCGGCCAAGACAGAGAACGUCAAGGGCUUCUUCGGGGGCCUGGAGACCAAACUGAAGGGUCCUACCACCAAAAAGAACGAUGAAGGUGAGGACAAACCAAAGGAGAAGCUGAAGAAGACAGUUUCCGUGCAGAGCCCAGAGGAGGAGAAGAAGGGAGAGAAGAUCUACCUGUACAUGCACCUGAAGCAGCAGCCCAUCUGGCACAACCUGCGCUUUUGGAACGCUGCCUUCUUCGACGCCGUGCACUGUGAGCGCAGGAAGCGGUCCCCCACCACCAGAGGGAACACUGGGGAGGAAGAGGAGCAGAGGGAGAAGUGGUGCCACAUGACGCAGGAGGAGCGUGACGACAGCCUCCGCUUCAAUGAGAACAUCACCUUCGGGCAGCUGGGCACCUUCAUCCACAACAUGCUGGCCUUUGGCCUGAACAAGAAGCUCUGCAGUGACUUCCUGAAGAAGCAGGCAACCAUUGGCAAUUUGGAUGAAGAGCAAUACAAGCUGCUCAGUGACCACAUCGAGCAGAUGGCUACUGAAUAGCCACUUGUCCAGCACACCGUGGCAGAGAGGUGGAGGCUGGUGGGAGGGGAGAGAAAUCUAUCUCCAGGGCUACCUGGAACUGAAGUUGGGCUACUUAAAACCAGUCAUCCAGACAAGCUGCAAUAAAACCUGCAUGAUCAUCCACUGAACCGUCAAGCUGCACCAGGGCAGCCUGUAGACAUAGAAGCCAAACAGCUCCCCCCUUCCCUCUGCAGACCUCCCCUCAUCUAUUUGCAGAGUAGUCAGACCCAGAAGUGUACUUUGUCAGUUAAAAACAAACAAACAAACAAACACAACAACAAAAAGCCACAAGGGAAAAGCAAAAAGUGACUGCUGCAGCCCCCAGGGGUGUUUGUGGGACCGGGUUCGGCGUCUCUUCAACCCCUGCUGUGAUAUGAUGCUUGUGGUCUUCAGUAUUUCAUGGCACAGUGGUGGUGGCUGCAGAGCUGCCAAAUAUCUUUGCUGCUCAGUGCCUUUCUGAGGCUGCCAUGGAGAGGUGCAAAUCCAGAGGAAUCCAAGGCUGUAAGUUUCCUGCUUGCCUUUUCCAACCGGCACCCUCUGGGUGAGGACAACUGAGGCUGGAGCUGGAGGGUGAUGGCAUGGGCCACAUCCAGCUGCUGUGGCUGCAUCCAGACACUGAAGGAAGCCACUGCCAGGACAGACCAGUUGGUUCUACCUCCAGUUUGACCUGCCUCCCUCUGGAAUGAGGCACUGGACAUCCACAACACAUGGGUUUGUCCUCAGAUGGCUGCUGAGGAUGGUGAUGGGAUGAGCAGCUGACGAGGGAUGCUCUGGGUGUCUCCCAGAGGUUGUGUUAUGUAUCCAGGGAUGUCACCACUGGCUGGGGACAUGGGCAGUGUGAGAGCUUGUUGGAAGCAGAGAUGAGGCUGCUAUCCUUGAUGUACUGUUCCCUUGGAGCUGGAAAUCCUUUCCUUGGGAAAUCUUCCCUGUGCUGCUUGUUGGGUUUGAGAUCCCAGAGCAGGCACAAAACACAGUUUGAUCCAUAUCAUCAGCCUGGAUCAGCAGGAAUAAAGCCAUGGGUGGGAUUGCUGGGAGAGGAGACAGAGAAGCAUCACCUGGUUUCCUGCAACAACCAUGGUGUUGGAUUAAUCAUCCUCCUUCUCUAGGCUUCAUCUCACUGUCUUCUCUUCCCCCAAGACUUUCCCUCCAGCUCAUCAUCAACUAAACCUUGUUAUGAGCCAAGUCCAGGUUUCCAGGGAGCACCAGGCCAGUUUUCCUCAUGCUCUCAGCUUUAUCCCAUAAGAUAAAUAGCAUAACAGGCUUCUUUUUCUCCCCUCUGUAGCCCUUGGUUUCUGGUGCAUUUCUAGGUGUACAAUGUUGGGUUUAACCUCAACUGGGAAUGGGUUGGUGGGGAAAGGUUUUUAGUGGGGUGAAGGUUUAUCCUCAACUGGGAAUAGAUUUUUAGGGAAAGGUUUUUAGUGGGGUGAAGGUUUAUCCUCAACUGGGAAUGGAUUACUGGGGAAAGGUUUUUAGUGGGGUGAGAGUUUAACCUAAACUGGCAAUGGAUGAUUGGGGAAAGGUUUUUAGUGUGGUGAAGGUUUAUCCUCAACUGGGAAUGGAUUACUGGGGAAAGGUUUUUAGUGUGGUGAAGGUUUAACCUAAACUGGGAAUGGAUGAUUGGGGAAAGGUUUUUAGUGGGGUGAAGGUUUAACCUAAACUGGGAAUGGAUGAUUAGGGAAAGGUUUUUAGUGUGGUGAAGGUUUAACCUAAACUGGGAAUGGAUGAUUGGGGAAAGGUUUUUAGUGUGGUGAAGGUUUAUCCUCAACUGGGAAUGGAUUACUGGGGAAAGGUUUUUAGUGGGGUGAAGGUUUAACCUAAACUGGGAAUGGAUUACUGGGGAGAGGUUUUUAGUGUUUUGAAGGUUUAACCUAAACUGGGAAUGGAUUACUGGGGAGAGGUUUUUAGUGUGGUGAAGGUUUAACCUAAACUGGGAAUGGAUGAUUUGGGAAAGGUUUUUAGUGUGGUGAAGGUUUAACCUAAACUGGGAAUGGAUGAUUGAGGAAAGGUUUUUAGUGUGGUGAAGGUUUAACCUAAACUGGGAAUGGAUGAUUAGGGAAAGGUUUUUAGUGGGGUGAGAGUUUAACCUAAACUGGGAAUGGAUGAUUGGGGAAAGGUUUUUAGUGGGGUGAGAGUUUAACCUAAACUGGGAAUGGAUUAUUAGGGAAAGGUUUUUAGUGUGGUGAAGGUUUAACCUAAACUGGGAAUGGAUGAUUGGGGAAAGGUUUUUAGUGUGGUGAGGGGCUGCAGGAGGGAACUAAGAUGCACAAAUGUCCCCUUCAGCAGCCCCUCACCCCCCAACCCCCCCAUUUUGCUGAAGCAUGAGCAUCAGAAAGCUCAGUACCACAACCUGCAUCCAGUAGCCGCACUCCAGUUUUCCCCUGAAUCCAGCUUUGUUUCUUUACUGUUCUUUCUUUUCCAACCUAAAAAAGAGUUUGGGGGGGGGGGAAAGAGCUUAGUGAGGGAAAAAAAAUAUAUUAUUUGCAUGUGUAUUUUUGUAAAAAAAAAAAAAAAAGGAAAAAAAGAAAAGAUAUAAAAAAAUAAAGUCAAAUAAAAAAGAAUUAAACAAAAAAACAACCUUAAACCCUUCCUGGUUGGGCUUGAAUGAAGACUGGGGUAAGAAAGAGAAAGAUUGGAAUAAAUUUAUCUUCAAGAUGA
Messenger RNA from Pogoniulus pusillus (Red-fronted tinkerbird), 4321 nucleotides. RefSeq names its product KIAA0513 ortholog. The record is from RefSeq and is a predicted model, not a curated record. Bases 401 to 1645 code for a protein of 414 amino acids. The transcript is spliced from 14 exons. NCBI's taxonomy places the organism in Eukaryota, Metazoa, Chordata, Aves, Piciformes, Lybiidae.